Drosophila mojavensis is the source of this 6395-nucleotide messenger RNA. RefSeq lists its product as uncharacterized. The record is from RefSeq and is a predicted model, not a curated record. The transcript has 9 exons. Bases 93 to 6290 code for a protein of 2065 amino acids. NCBI's taxonomy places the organism in Eukaryota, Metazoa, Arthropoda, Insecta, Diptera, Drosophilidae.
GCGAAAAAUAAUUAUACAAGUUGGCAGUCACAUAUAUUAUGGCGUCUAUAUUUUAAAUUACGAGAACAGUAAUAUUUAUCUAACAAAACAAAAUGAAUAAUAAGAAAGCAAGAAGUUCGCUUAAGAAAGUGUCGAAACUGCCAGAUGAAGAGGCUGAUCAUGUACGGACAAAGCGUCGCAUCAGUUUCAGCGGCAAAAAGUUUAUACGAGAAUUUGAUACAACAGAAAAAGCGCGAGACUAUGACAACUCAUAUGAAAUAUCAGAUCACACCAAUGGAGAGGACAGCUCCGGGCACUCCCAUGGCACAGUAGCAGCGUCUGUUUUGCAAAGUACAGCACAUCUCUAUGUGGCCGAUGAGACGGAUAAGGAAAAUGCAUCUCCCGAAGGUCUCAUAGCUGCCGUCAACAGUGCAUCAGUAUUGGAGCAGAAUUCGCGAUUCAGCGAUUUCACAUUCAAAUUGCAGACAAGCAUCAAUGUGACGCUGCUGCCGGAUGAACUAAACCGAAACCGGCGUCGCAAUGAAUCGCCACCCCGAUUGGAGCAAACGGUCAGUGACAGUUUAUCUUUGAAUGAAAUAGAACGUGAGAAGCUGAGAGAAAAUAGUGUAUACAAAAUGACAGUUUUAGAAAAAACUGUGGAUCUUAUGCCAGAAACGUUAGCUUAUGCUGGGUUGCAGCCAAACCAUAUCGAAAAAGUCAACAUGCAAAAAACUACUAUAAUGUCUACAGACAUAAGUGUUUUACCUGAAAAGCAAACUGAAGUGAAGCAAAAGACAAUGGUAUUUGAGAACAAAGAUAUAACGUGUGACUUUAGUGAUAUUGAGCCAAAAGGGAUGAUUGAAGAUGUGCCGAAGGCAACUCAAGAGACUCAAGAGAAUUUAUCUAUGGAUAUGGCAGAACAAGACUAUAUUAACUAUUUGGCAGAUGAUUCAACGUUGUCAUCGCCUUUAAUUCCAUUAGACGUCAUUUCAGAGAACGGCAUUAGCAAGAAACUGAACUUUCGGCAAUUGAACGAUGCAUUGAAUUCUGGCCGCAUACAGCUAUUUCCCAAUGGUCCAAGAACUCCAACUACUGAUCGCAAAGGCAAUCAGCGUUUCUGGCAUGGAUUGGAACAGCAACCCAUGGAAGAGGAAGUUCCAGAUAAAGUAAUGAUCAAGCCGCGCGGAACACUCAAUUUCAAUGAGAGCAUGAUGAUGUCGCCCGCCGUUCCACAAAAGUCCGAAACAAAAGCAGACCAUGCAGAGCAACAUGUGAACGCGAAGACCUCCCUCAAUGCUAAGCGCAAUUAUCGUUUCUCUCAGGCAGACGAAUUAAUGCUGGAUAACACAAAUUUUCUAGUUAAUGCCAAAAUGGGCGAUGAAACACACUCACGAAAUAACUCCAAGUGUUCAUCGCGGCGUGAAACAACAUACGAUAAUACUGCCAUGGAAUUGGAUGACCUAGAGAAGCAUGAGGCAGCGGUUGCAGCAGCUCUGGAAGGUGCAAAACUUAAGCAAACCAUGCAUGAGCCAAUGGAGCAAGAUCAUUUCUUAAGCCCCUGCAAAAAUGUGAAGAACAAUUUGACGACGCCAGCUGUGGCUCAACAAUCCAAUCAAACACAUUUAAGUUCUCAGGAAGCAGUCGUAGCUCAACACCGCACCAAGUCAAGGCCAACAUUGCUCAUGGCUGAGCCCAUUGAAGAGGAUGAGGCUAAACCAAAUUCCGAGUCUUCAGCUUCUAAAACAAAAUUCAAUGUUCGCAGGCAAACAUUGCAUUUGGCAGAGGCCAUGGAUGAAGAUCUUGAAAUGCCAAAGCUGGAAUUGCAAUCAAAUGCAAUCAAUAAUCGUCAGCAGACAUUACAUAUGGCUGAUUUCAUGGACGAAGAUUCGUUUUGCUCAAAGAAAGAAAUUGAUGCUGCUUCUAUGAAACCCAAUUCCAAAAAGCAAAGGCAAACAUUGCACAUGUCUGAGCCAAUUGAUGAAGAGAGCGUAAGGCCACAAAAGGAAUCACAGGCAAUGCCCGUUGUUGACAAGGAUUCCAGCAGACGUAGGCAAUCUAUACACUUACCCGAACCAAUUGAAGAGGACUCAUUUUGUGUGCCAACUUCUGCACCAAGGGAAGUGCAUCAGAACAAGAACAGACACACAAUGCACAUGUCCGAGCAGAUUGAAACGGAUUACGUACAGUCACGGAUUACAGCUUCUGCAGAAAUUGUACAUCAGUACACUAGACAUCGACAGACAUUGGUCUUGUCUGAAUCCAUUGAAGAAGUUGCUGUUCAGCCGCAAAGAGAGGAACCAUUAAAGCCAAAAUCCAAUGCAGGGGCACCGGAGGGCACCAGGCGUAGGCAAACAAUGCAUCUGUCUGAUCCAAUUGAAGAAGAUUCCUUUUGCUCAACAUCCACGUCUGCCGAACAACAUAGGGAAACAUUACAGAGGAAUAAGAAAGAUGAUGUAAAACCUCAAGAAGUGAAGUCAAAGUCAGCACCUGCUGAGGCAGACUCUCAAUAUAAUAGACGCAGACAAACUUUACAUCUGGCUGAUCCAAUUGAAGACGAUUCAAUGUGCUCAACAUCCGCAGCUACCAAGCAAAGCAAGGAAACCAAUAGACGCAGGCAGACUUUACAUCACACUGAUGACAUUGAAGAAGAUCCCUUCUGCUCAACAUCCACAGCUGGCAAACAGCAUAACAUUGAUGGAGGCAAUCGACGUAGACAAACAUUACUUCAGGAAGAUCCCAUUGAAGAAGAUCCAAUCUGCUCAAGAUUACAAACUGAAAAGUCAGUUCAUGCAGCUAAGUUGAAUCUACAAUACAAUCGACGUAGACAAACAUUACACGUAGAUGAUCCCAUAGAAGAAGACUCCUUCAGCCUAAAAUCCACAUCAGCCCAUCAGCAUAAGCAUAAUUUACAGAGAGAUGCCACCAUGAAGGAAGAGAAGUUAAAGCAUGAAGUAACUGUCAAACAACAAUCUGCAGCUAACUUGCAAUGCGUCCAACGUAGACAAACAUUGCAUCUAGCUGAACCCAUUGAAGAAGAUUCAAUCUGCUCCAUAUCCGGUGCCCCCAAGCAGCAAUGGGAGGAAUGCAAUCGCCGUAGGCAAACUGUACAUCACGCAGACCCCAUCGAAGAGGAUCAAUUCGAUUCGACAGUCCCUGCUGCCAAUCAGCAUAGACAUCAACUACGAGGAGUCGAGAUAGUUGAGCAAGCAGACAAAGAGGCAACAUCAGCUGCCUCUCUUGUUGAUAGGCGUAGGAAAACCAUUACACAGGCUGACCCCAUUGCAGAAGAUUCCUUUAAUUUAACAUCGCUCUCUGAAAAUCUGCAUAAGCAAAAUUUACAAAGAGAUGCUCCAAUUGAGGAAGGUAUAUUGGAAUCUAAGAAUGAAAUGAAGCAAACCGUUAGCCUUAAAUGCAAUAAUCGUAGACAAACAACUCACGUGGCUAAUCCCAUCGAAGAAGAUUCCUUCAAUUUAGCACCACCCUCAGAUAAUCUACAUAAGCAUAAUUUACAAAGAGAUGUGCCAAGUAAACAGAAUGCUCCUGAAUACAAUACCCGUAGACAGACAACUCACCUGGCUGAUCCCAUCGAAGAAGAUUCCUUCAAUUUAGCACCUUCUGAGAAUUUACAUAAGCAUAAUUUGCAGGGAGAUGCGCCAAGUAAGCAGAAUGCUCCUAAGGUUGACCUGAAAUACAGUAACCGUAGACAGACGACUCACCUGGCUGAUCCCAUUGAAGAAGAUUCUUUCUGCUCAACAUCCAACGCUGUCUAUCAGCAGCAAGGGAAUGCGGGAAUUGAGAAGGAUAUCUUAAAGAUGGAGAAGGAAGUAAAGCAGUCACAUCGGCCUAGGCAAACGUUGCAUGUGGUUGAUCCCAUGGAGGAAGACUCUUUCUGUUCAAAGUCAACCGUUGGGUCCAAAGGCAAUCACUUCAGCAAAUAUAGAGCAACAAUGCUGACCACAGAAGCCAUCGAUGUCGAUCAGAAUUUAUCUCCCACACAUACAGUUGCUCCAGCUAAAAAAGAAAGCAUCAGACAUAGACAAACUCUACUCAUGACGGAGUCCAUUCUGGAGGAGGAUAAAGCAAACGCAAACAACGACAGCAACUGCAAGCAGUUGCCCAGCGAAACAUUAAAUCUAAGUGAAGCCCUUGACGAAGUCAAGUCAUCAAAGGAGGCUGCCCAAAGCCAGCGCUUGGCAAGCAAACCAAGGCAGACACAAUACCAAGAGGAAGCCAUGGAUGUGGAGAUGUCAAAUAUGGAGUGCACUGAGCAGCGCGCCAGCAGACCCAAGCCCAAACUGAGGGAAGCUGUGCUGAGGAACGAUCUCUUACGUAAAACUCUGGAUAAAGAAAACGUUUUUAUCAGCUCCAGCUUCGAAACGCCUGAAAUGAAAAAGAAGCGUCAGAUGUUUGCCCUCACACCAGGUCGAUCAAUGAUUGAAUUCGAAGACUUGGAGGAGGAUUGCAAGAUCAAGACUCCAGCUGGAAAAACUGCUUGCCGAUCCAUAUACCAGGCGAUGGACAUGGAGCUAGACAUGGACACAUCAAACUACGCCACGCCCGAGAAGAAAACUUCGUUCAAUGUGAAACGCCUGCCAAUACAUUUGACACCCAAUUUGCCGGAACCGAAGAAGCGCAACCUGCAGCUGCAUCUGGACAUGGAGGAGGAGAAUAUCUCGCAGCCUGAACUGGAAACAUCAGAGCAACAAGUGGAGGAAUUGGAAUAUCCAACGAAUAGGUCACGCAUUCCCGUUUUGUGCAAAAGCUUGAAUUCGCCUUGGCGUGAAACGGAGCAGCUGGAUGGCACCGUGCAGAUGGUUAGAGCACAAAUGAUUCGCCAAACGGGUAGCCACGGAAUGGCAAUUCCACACUUCAUGGAGCAUAAAAUGAACAAAGAUGCAACGGUCUAUGAAGAUAAUCCCAUUACCAUAUCUGAUGUGUCGAACCAUUUCAAGUCACAGCGAGAGUUGGCCAAGAACUUAGCUGAGCAGCGCCAGCAACCCAAGGAGACAUCCAUUGAGAGUCGCAACUCGAAUGAGCUCAGCAAUAAGAGCUACGCUACGGCCCAUAAGAAGUUCAUAAAUCUAAGUGGUGAUACCAUAAUCUUUAACAAUAUGGAUGAUCUUAGCGAUAAGUCGGACAAUUGUGAAAUUGACAAGACACGACUCAGUCUGGUGUCGACCUUGCUGGACGAGGCGGACGACGAGCAAAUCCGAGCAGCUAACAGCAGCCACAUUGACUUGGUGAACAAUGAGACAUGCCUUGGGCAGCUCGAUCCGCCAGUCGUGGCUGGAGCUGAGGAUGCGUGCAAGAAGUGCAAACAUUGCCGGCGGUCCAUGGACAGAACGAGGACACGUAGGAGCGCUGAAGAGACAUUUGAGUUGCCCGUUUGGCCGGACCUGGGCGUGCAACUUGAGCGUCUAAAGCGUCUGCGACAAAAGCCACGCAUAUCAGAUGUCCACAAAUAUUGGGAGCUCAAGAAACUGGAAAAUAAUUCCGAUGAUGACGAGCACGAGGAGACGGAAACGGAAUGCGAUUCACGUAACACAAGUCGCUUAAGCUUGCUGCAAAUGCAGGAGAUGUUCAACAGCAAGUGGGAGGAAUACGCACAAAGCUUGCCCCAGCCCAAGCCAGCGGAAACGUUUGCAAAGUGCUUAAAAACAGCAUUGCAUGCUGAGCUGCCCAAUUGGAUAUUUGAUUCUAAUCUGCAAAUCUAUCGUACCUACAUAUUCUCCCAUCGUAAAAUAACCACCUUUAAAAUCUAUAUGUGUUAUGAGCCGUUGGACUUGUUGGAAACCAAAAUACGCGUAGGCAACAUUCAACUAGAGUCAAAAUACGCACCUCCCUCACCUUUAAAGACUGCUUUUGCUGAGCUGUUGGACUUUCAACUUAAACUUAAUCUGCCGCUGAAUCUGGAUCGGCUGUUGGACGGCAAUGAUGUGGCAGAUCUUGUCAAAUUUCUAAAACACAUCGAUGGAGUUUGUUUGCAAACCACUAACAUAUGCAGGAAACUGCUCUUAACCAUAAUUACAGCAAAUGCGCGCCUAAUCAGUGAUUCCAAUCGGAUUAUCGUGAGAAAAACUGUGCGCAGAUCAGUUAAGAAAGAGGAUGAGGCAUAUGCGCGCACAGAGAGAAUCCAUUUUAAUAUUCAAAUUGGUAAUGUUCAGGAGAUCUCAUUUGAGGAUAUUUUGCAGCCGCCGCUGCAUCAAUUCGAUGAGAAGAUUCGAUUUUUGCCUAGGGGCAUAGAGUUUUUGAAAGCCUUCUUGCAUAGCCCCGAACAAUAUUUAAAACACAACGUCGACUACAAUAAAUAAUAUUCCAGUGCGGAUGUUUCGAUGAGCCAGCAAUAUAACCAAAAUAUCUUAUAUAUAUUAUCGUCAAGAUAAAUGUAUAAUUUUAUAUAUCAAUGAUAAGCACUU